UAUAUUAGUGAUGUAAAAAAAAGAUAUAAUAGACAUGAUAUAUAAAAUAAGAAUGCUAGUGAAGGCUAGCAAUUGUGUCAAAUAGCCCUUCCCUUUAUGUGGACUGCAUGCUGUUGCUCCAUCAUCAUCUUCAGAAGAGAAGAGAAGAGGAAGCUGCCGUUGGUGCCUUCACUCCUUGGAUGUUCGCCUUCAAAGCACCAUAAAAAAAAUCUCUCAUACAAAGAACAUGUCUUACGAAGAGCCUAAUGUGCCAAAAUGGAGGAAAAUAGCGUUAAGUGAAAACACACUUUUCGGGAUGGGCAACCCCCUUCUGGACAUUUCUGCUGUGGUGGACAAGGACUUUCUUGAUAAGUACGGAUUGAAGCCCAAUGACCAGAUCCUCGCCGAGGACAAACACAAGGCCUUGUUCGAAGAAAUCGUCAAGAGAAAAGAAGUUGAAUAUCAUGCUGGCGGUUCCACGCAGAACUCGGUGAAAAUUGCCCAGUGGAUGAUCCAGAAGCCCCACAAGGUGGCGACUUUCUUCGGCUGCAUCGGCACCGACCGCUUCGGAGAGAUCCUGAAGAAGAAGGCGGCGGAAGCUCACGUGGAUGCCCGCUACUACGAGCAAAGCGAGCAGCCCACCGGCACCUGUGCGGCCUGCAUCACUGGCGAUAACAGGUCCCUGGUCGCAAACCUGGCUGCAGCCAACUGCUACAAGAAGGAGGAACACCUGGACGUGGACACCAACUGGGAGCUGGUGACCAAAGCCAAGGUCUAUUAUAUAGCGGGCUUCUUCCUCACCGUGUCCCCCGAGUCCAUCCUCAAGGUGGCCAAGCACGCGUCGGAAAACAAUAAAAUCUUCUGCAUGAACCUGUCGGCGCCGUUCAUCUGCCAGUUCUUCAAGGAGGGCCUGAUGAAGAUCAUGCCCUACGUGGACAUCCUGUUUGGUAACGAGUCAGAGGCGGCGGCAUUUGGCAAAGAGCUCGGCUUUGAGACGGACGAUAUCGGCGAAAUCACAAGGAAGACCCAGAACCUGCCCAAGGACAACCCGACGAGGCAGAGGGUGGUGGUCUUCACCCAGGGCAGGGACGACACCGUCGCAACCACCGGUGGCAAGGUGACCAUGUUCCCCGUUUUGGACAUCGACCAGAACGAUAUCGUUGACACGAACGGCGCCGGAGAUGCCUUUGUCGGAGGGUUCCUGUCUGCGUUAGUCCAGGAGCAUCCACUGGAGGAAUGCAUCCGAGCGGGACACUACGCCGCUAACGUCAUCAUCAGACGAGUGGGAUGCACCUUCCCCGAGAAGCCGGACUUUCACUAGAUGCAUUCGAGAACAUGAUCGCAUACAGUACAUAUCCGCGUCAGGAUUUUAUGUUUUUCUACUACACAAUCAACCACAAUGGGCACAAUAAACAACAACUUUUUAACCAAAAUCUGUCAUUUGUAUCUUGCUAGCGAUUGGACUUGAUGUCAAAUGUUAUAAAGAUCAGUUUUUAAAUACGAUAUUUUUUGUGCACGGAACAGAGGUCACAAUUUUAUCUGGAUUAUAACGGAAUUUUGUACGGUUGUAAAAGUAUUUGAGAUCUCAAAGUGGGCAAAAAAUCGUGUCUCUGGCUUCAAUUUUGAUGACGUUCUUGCAUUUUUCCGCCGUAGCUUGAACACAAUCAUAAAGACUGACCUCAUUAUUAGAUACUGAUUGUUUUUUUCGGACAAUGUUUCUGAUACUUUUUAUCAUUUUCAUCAUACCAGCCGUUUUUUUUUUGUUGUUGUUGUAUGUAGCUAAUUAAGCUAACCAAAAUUUUGGCCAAAAAUUAAAUAAAUAAAUGAACACAAUCGUAAAGACUGACCUCAUUAUUAGAUACUGAUUGUUUUGUCGGACAAUGUUUCUGAUACUUUUUAUCAUUUUCAUCAUACCAGCCGUUUUUUUUUGUUGUUGUAUGUAGCUAAUUAAGCUAACCAAAAUUUUGGCCAAAAAUUAAAUAAAUAAAUGAACACAGUCGUAAAGACUGACCUCAUUAUUAGAUACUGAUUGUUUUUUUCUGACAAUGUUUCUGAUACUUUUUUAUCAUUUUCAUCAUACCAGCCGUUUUUUUUUUGUUGUUGUUGUAUGUAGCUAAUUAAGCUAACCAAAAUUUUGGCCAAAAAUUAAAUAAAUAAAUGAACACAAUCGUAAAGACUGACCUCAUUAUUAGAUACUGAUUGUUUUGUCGGACAAUAUUUCUGAUACUUUUUAUCAUUCUCAUCAUAGCAGCCGUAUUUUUUUGUUGUUGUUGUAUGUAGCUAAUUAAGCUAACCAAAAUUUUGGCCAAAAAUUAAAUAAAUAAAUGAACACAAUCAUAAA
This is a messenger RNA of Doryrhamphus excisus (bluestripe pipefish), 2320 nucleotides long. Its product is annotated as adenosine kinase-like. Lineage: Eukaryota; Metazoa; Chordata; Actinopteri; Syngnathiformes; Syngnathidae. Gene Ontology annotation, biological process: purine nucleobase metabolic process; purine ribonucleoside salvage. The record is from RefSeq and is a predicted model, not a curated record. Gene Ontology annotation, molecular function: adenosine kinase activity. Gene Ontology annotation, cellular component: cytosol; nucleus.